Helianthus annuus (common sunflower) is the source of this 1118-nucleotide messenger RNA. RefSeq names its product probable carboxylesterase 5. The transcript has a single exon. NCBI's taxonomy places the organism in Eukaryota, Viridiplantae, Streptophyta, Magnoliopsida, Asterales, Asteraceae. The coding region runs from base 82 to 1053 and encodes 323 amino acids. The record is from RefSeq and is a predicted model, not a curated record. Gene Ontology annotation, molecular function: hydrolase activity.
GUUCACAUAGCAGGAAAAAGUCGAUCAUUGUGUCCUUAAAUACUCGCCUGAUCGAUAAUCUUGUCACACUAACAUCGGAAAAUGUCUUUGACUUUUGAGAUACCAAAAUCCGAUGAAAUUGUUCACGAAAUCGUUGGUUUCAUAAGAGUAUACAAAGAUGGCCAUUGUGAAAGAUUAGUGGGAACAAACAAGUUACCAGCCGGAAUCGAUUCUUCAACCGGAGUCAUAUCAAAAGACGUCGUCAUCUCACCCGAAACCAACCUGUCCGCAAGGCUUUACAUUCCCAAAACCGUCACCGCUUAUCGAAAACUGCCCGUUCUGAUUUAUAUACACGGUGGUGGUUUCAUAGUCGAAUCCACCACGAGUUCUGACUACCACCCUACACUUAAUUAUCUGACGGCGGGGUCAAAUGUGAUCACCGUUUCCGUUGACUACAGGCUGGGACCAGAGAAUCCGGUCCCAGCUGGGUACAACGACUGUUGGGAAGCGAUCCAUUGGGUCGCUUCCCAUAGUACAGGAGGUGGUCCUGACCCCUGGUUAAAUAAUAUUGGUGAUUUUCAAAAGGUGUUUUUCGCGGGAGAUAGUGCCGGGGCGAAUAUCGUCCACAGUAUGGGGGUCCGGUUCGGGUUAGACCCGAUUGCUGGAAUAAAUCUAAAGGGUGUUCUUCUACUUGACCCGUAUUUUGGUGGAGUUGUCGCGAUUGGAUCCGAACGUGAGAAAGGUAAGGAGAUGAAAGCGUUUACGGAUCAGUUUUGGAAUUUGGCGAAUCCGUCAGUGACCAGGCUGGAUGACCCGUUGUUUAACCCGGAAAAGGACCCGAGGAUGUCGGGUGUGGGCUGCUCCAGGAUCCUUUUAUGUGUUGCGGAAUUAGAUUCAUUUAGAGACAGGGGUUUGCUUUACAAAGAAAUGAUGGAGAAAAAUGGAUGGCCUGGAAAAUUGGAGAUGUUGGAGUCAAAAGGAGAGGAUCAUGUGUUCUUUCUGUUUGAUCAUACUUCUGAGAAUGCUCGUAUCUUGUUUGAUACAAUUUGUACUUUCAUCAACCACACUUGUUGAAUAAGUUAGGAGUAACUAAAAGUUUUUUAGUUAAUCAAUGAAAUAAAAGUUUUUUUUUUUGGGUU